AUGGAGAGGCAAGACGAUGUGCAAAGGAUUAUGGUGAAAAAUGAGUAUCAUGCAAAGGAUUUGGCCGGAAUCCGGAAUAAGACUGGCGGCGGGUUGCCGGAAAAGACGAGCGGGCCGAUGGUUCCGUCGGAAAGUGGGGUGGUGGAGGAGGAAUGGGCGAGGCAUAAGGAGGCUAUGAAGUUGGUUGCUGGUGGUGGUGGUUUGAGUAGUUUACAAGGUGGUGUGAUUCCAAUUUUUAGGGCUUUAGAGACUUUUACUUGUGAUGCGUUAAAAGCUCAUGAGCAGGUAAGACUGCAAGGCUAA
Messenger RNA from Lactuca virosa, 303 nucleotides. NCBI's taxonomy places the organism in Eukaryota, Viridiplantae, Streptophyta, Magnoliopsida, Asterales, Asteraceae. The record is from the annotation of a GenBank genome assembly.